CAAUGUAAUUAGCAUAGGAUUCCAAACCAACUUUAACAAACAAUUCUUACACUAUAUUCAAGUUUCACAAUGAUUAUCAAACAAGUAUUGCAUAAAAAUGCUUCACAUGUUAAGUUUCUAAUUCGCUUAAUUAUAAACCGUCUCAUGCAGAAGAUGAGUAGAAAGACUCUCACCCGCCUUCUCCUUGUAUGGCUGUUACUCGUAGCUUCUCUACAGUAUUUCUCCUUCCAUAUCAAAGUUCAAGCUACAGAAUCAGCUCAUUUCAAACUUGAGGCCGCACAACCGAGCUCAAGAUCACGCAAAGCAAACAUCUGGCCAUCCCGGGUUAGAAGUUCAAUCUUUCAAAAUGUAAAUGCAUUUCAUCUUAAUACAAUGUUUGAUACCAACAUUUGCAUCUAUUCAAUGACAUAAACAUAGGUCGGAGGGAGGAAGAUUCAAAAAGCUCCAUCUGGGCCCAACCCAGUUGGAAACCGCAACCCGCCAACAAAGCCAUGAAUCAAUCAGCACUUAUUCAGCAACAGCGAGUAGACAGAAGUUCAUAGUACUUUCUUAAAAGUAAUAGGUCAGAUAUAUUCAUUUAGAUUGGAAAUACUCUGAUCCCCGAGGUUUUUGUUCUUGUAGAAAACUUAAACUUAUCUGAAGAAACCUACAUCCGUGAGACUGCAACCAUUAUCCAAUGAAGAAGCUUUAUAUGCUUUUAAUCUCUAUUUUUCUAUGUUAAUUUUUCCCCUCUUUUAGACCAAUUUUUUUUUUCAGCACAAACUCAAAAUAAAACAGGAAAUCAAGACGUUCUCAAUUUAUUUUUAAUGACUUUGGUCAGUUUAGUUACUAGGCUCACUUUCCCUUAGUAGAAAGGCGCAUCUGUCACUCAUAUGACUAAUUUCAGCCAGCUAAGAUGGUUACCAUAAAAUUUGAAAGGCUGAAAUGAAAUUUGAACACUUUCAAUUAAU
Messenger RNA from Mercurialis annua (annual mercury), 950 nucleotides. Its product is annotated as CLAVATA3/ESR (CLE)-related protein 46. The transcript is spliced from 2 exons. Lineage: Eukaryota; Viridiplantae; Streptophyta; Magnoliopsida; Malpighiales; Euphorbiaceae. The record is from RefSeq and is a predicted model, not a curated record. The coding region runs from base 70 to 411 and encodes 113 amino acids.